GACAAACAAUAUCGUUUGACCAAUCGCUAUUGACACAACCCUCUGCCCUAAAGGCUCCUGAACGCAACCAUUACCCGCACAUCCACCAAAAGACGCGGAUAAUCGUUUGUGGAGUCGCACCCCGGAAAUUUCGGUCUCAAGCUUGUCGCACAGUUGACCUUCGAAGCAAUCACUACCCUGGUUUCUGGUAGGAGAUCCAGGAAAAAUACCGGCGUCAUGCAGUAUAUAAAGCACCCGUCCCCUCUACUCAGUUGUUCCCUCAGCGUCUAAUCAAUGAUAAAAUCGAGAAACAUGUCGAAUACACCUCCAAUACAAGGUCCCGUAGCGGACUAUAUCAAUGGAAUUAACAAUGGUAACCUUGAUCUCGUCCUUGGCUCCUUCCUCCCAGAGGCCGAGAUCAUCGACGACGGAAAGAAAUAUACGGGGGAAGCAAUCAAGAGUUUCAUCAAGGACGGGGUACUAGGCCACAAUAGUAAGAUGGAGGUUCUUUCCUCCACCUCGGACAACAGUGAUACGACACACGUCCAUGUGCUGAUGGAUGGCGACUUCGCGAGUUAUGGAAUCCACGAACCUUUCGAUUUAUUCCUGACUUUCACCCUUGUGUCCAACAAGAUCCAGCAUCUGGUCCAAGGUGAUGUGGACGGGGCAAAGCCAACGAUGCGCACUGUAUAUGCGGCAUCAGGGAAUCUUGACGACCCGUUGUCCUCGCUACGGAUCGGGAGACGCAACCUCCCAGACCCACCUCAGGGAUUUGUGCGAGUCAAGAUGGAGGCAGUUGGACUCAACUUUCAUGAUGUAUUCACCCUUCGUGGGAUAAGCAUGCACCAGAUCCGAUUUCCAAUGAUCCUUGGCAACGAAGGUGCUGGGGUGCUUGAUGAUGGGACUAAGGUGGCCUUGUAUCCUAACAUGGGCGACGUCGACUAUAAAGGGGACGAGACACUAGAUCCGACAAGGCAUGUUCUCGGUGAGAAGGUCCAGGGAACUCUUGCAGAAUACGUAUGUGUACCUCGACGCAAUGCUGUGCCCAGACCUCAAGGGCUCGAUGCAAGGAGUGCAAGUGUGAUGGGCAUUGCUUGGUUGACUGCAUACCGGAUGCUAUUCAGCCGGGCCAACUUGAGACCAGGCCACACCAUCCUUGUACAAGGUUCAUCCGGCGGUAUCGCAACUGCUUUGGUCCAGCUCGGCACUGCUGCUGGGUAUCGGGUAUGGACAACGGGGCGGACGGCGGAGAAACGCGCUCUGGCGACCAAAUUAGGGGCUGAGAGAACGUUCAGAUCACUGGAAACCCUGCCAGAACAAGUGGAUGCGGUGUUUGACCUUUCAGGGUCUGCGACGAUCGCUCAUUCGAUUCGAUCGGUCAAGACCGGGGGGGCGGUGGUAAUAUGUGGCGUACAUUCAGACAACGGAACGACAGUGGUGCCCAUUGAUUUGUUACCAGUAAUGGUCAACUCCCUCAGUAUCACUGGAGUGUACACAGGGACACGAGAAGAAUUUGUGGACCUAUUGAGCUUUGUCGCUGCCAAAGAGAUCAAGCCAUAUAUUGGGCAAGUCUUACCACUGGAGAGGGCAGAGGAGGGGCUCAGAGACAUUUGGGAAGGUAGAACCUCAGGAAAGAUCGUCAUAGAGUUGUGAUUGUUUGUAUCGACUUGUUAGCAUUGAUACAUUUGUAAUAUAUGCUGGUACUUUGAC
Molecule: messenger RNA, 1689 nt
Organism: Exophiala mesophila
Lineage: Eukaryota; Fungi; Ascomycota; Eurotiomycetes; Chaetothyriales; Herpotrichiellaceae
Exons: 2
Coding region: 274-1632 (452 amino acids)
Molecular function (GO): oxidoreductase activity
Source: RefSeq, a predicted model, not a curated record